UAUUUAUCCUUUGCUGAGAGAUAUGAAGGUUUUGAUAAAGAUCAUCGUUCAAACUUUACCUAAACAUAACGGGUUCUUGCAGAUGAUGUAGAUUACUUUAUAUAAGAAUGUCAAUAACCAUCACACAUUUCAAGUUUUCGAAGGAACCUGAAAAAUGCAUUCUUCCACAAUCAUCGUCCUGGCUUGCCUCGUGGCUGCAGUCGCAGCGAGCGUACAUUACGAAUAUUAUCCCGCGGAAGAAGUACAAAAUAUUCAGGAUGUUCACGAGUCGCUGAUUGACACACCGGAACAUGAGAGAAGCGCAAGAACGAAGAGGAGUCUGCUACUACUUAAGAAGAAACUUCUCCUUGGUGCUUUAGGUUUGAAAGCAGCGAAGGUAGGAGCAGUCGGCGCCGGGGUUGUCGGUGCUCUUGCCUACAAGAAACACCAGUCAGUACCAACAAAAAUCACAGUACAAUCUGACCGUUGGUCCGGUUAAGCUGCUUAAGAUUUCUGUUAAAGCAUGAUGUGCCGUAAGAAAUCAAACAAGAAGCUUCGUUACUUAGUGUUAAGUAUUUUAAUUUAAGAUAGUUAAAUCAAAGCUGAAACCAAUGGAUAGGUACUCUAUAAAUUCUACAAGAGAUGUAUUGUUCUAAAUCUAAAAAGUAGUCUACUAAGGCA
Molecule: messenger RNA, 660 nt
Organism: Maniola jurtina (meadow brown)
Lineage: Eukaryota; Metazoa; Arthropoda; Insecta; Lepidoptera; Nymphalidae
Exons: 4
Coding region: 155-478 (107 amino acids)
Source: RefSeq, a predicted model, not a curated record